This is a messenger RNA of Apodemus sylvaticus (European woodmouse), 2345 nucleotides long. It is a transcript of the gene Dph2, whose product is annotated as diphthamide biosynthesis 2. Bases 175 to 1647 code for a protein of 490 amino acids. The record is from RefSeq and is a predicted model, not a curated record. Gene Ontology annotation, molecular function: 2-(3-amino-3-carboxypropyl)histidine synthase activity. Gene Ontology annotation, biological process: protein histidyl modification to diphthamide. NCBI's taxonomy places the organism in Eukaryota, Metazoa, Chordata, Mammalia, Rodentia, Muridae. The transcript is spliced from 6 exons.
ACCCGGAUGUAAUCUCCGUAGGCCCAUGUGGAGCGGAAAGCCGGGAAUUUGGAAGUGUACCGUGUGGAUCCUAGGACCCGUGAACAGCUUGGUCCCGAUCCACAAACUGAGCUUCUGUGACCUCGAGGACUUUUGAGGGCGCGGCUGCAUCUCACCUCACCCAAGCUGCGCCCCAUGGAGUCUACAUUCAGCAGCCCCGCGGAGGCGGCCCUGCAACGGGAGGCGGGCGUUCCUGGCCAGUUCACUCCUUCUGAAGACCUGGACCGAGUGUACGAGCUGGAGCGAGUCACGAAAUUUGUCUGCGACUUAGGAUGUCAGCGGGUAGCCUUGCAGUUCCCUGACCAGUUACUAGGAGAUGCUGAAGCUGUGGCUGCCCGGCUGGAGGAAGUCACAGGAUCUAAGAUGUUCAUUUUAGGGGACACAGCUUAUGGCAGCUGCUGUGUGGAUGUGCUGGGCGCAGAGCAGGCUGGAGCUCAAGCCCUUGUACACUUCGGUCCUGCCUGUUUAAGCCCCCCAGCCUCGCAGUUGCCCAUCACCUUUGUCCUUGGUCAGCGUCCUGUUGCUUUAGAGCUCUGUGCAAAGGCCUUUGAAGCCCAGAACCCAGAUCCCACAGCACCGGUAGUACUGCUGAGUGAGCCAGCUUGCUCCCAUGCCCUAGAGCCCUUGGCCGCUCUCCUGCGCUCCAAGUACAAAGACCUGCUCAUCUCCAGCCCUGCUCUUCCCGUGCCAGCGGGAUCCCCGAGCUCACAGCCUGAGUCACUGGAGCGUUUUGGGCGCCGCUUCCCCCUGAACCCAGGGAGACGCCUGGAAGAAUAUGGUGCCUUCUAUGUGGGGGCUUUUCAAGCAAGCUCUGACCCCAACCUUGAUCUGGACCUAAGCAGACUGCUUUUGGGGUGGACACCAGGACGGCCCUUCUUUUCCUGUUGUCCAGACACAGGAGAGACACAAGACCAGGGUGCCAAGGCUGAGAGACUAAGAGCCCGAAGACUGUACCUCAUAGAGAGGGCCAGAGAUGCCCGUGUGGUAGGGCUGCUGGCGGGCACCUUAGGCGUGGCUCGACAUAUUGACGCGCUAGCGCACUUGCGGAAACUGACUGACGCUGCUGGGAAACGCAGCUAUGUGUUAGCCCUGGGGAAGCCCACACCGGCCAAGCUUGCCAACUUCCCUGAGAUGGACGUCUUUGUGCUGUUAGCCUGUCCUCUGGGAGCGCUAGCCCUCCAGCAGUCUGGUGGCUUCUUUCAGCCUGUCCUGACACCCUGUGAAUUGGAGGCUGCCUGCAACCCUGCCUGGCCCCCUCCGGGCCUGGCUCCCCACCUCACACACUAUGCAGAGCUGUUGCCUGGUUCUCCCUUCCAUGUGCCGCUCCCACCACCUGAGUCAGACUUGUGGGACAUCCCAGAUGUGUCACUCAUUUCUGGGGAGCUCCGACCACCACCUCCUUGUAAGUCAUCAGAGGACACUAGAUGUUCUGCCCUAACUCCAAGGCCCCCGCUGGAGCUGGCUGAGAGCAGCCCUGCAGCGUCAUUCCUUAGUUCCCGGAGCUGGCAGGGGCUGGAGCCCCGCUUGGGCCAGACACCAGUGAAAGAAGCUGUCAGAGGAAGACGAGGUGUCGCCAUUGCCUAUGAGGAUGAGGGAAGCACCUUGUGAGGCCAGAGUCUGCCGGAACCUGUUCCCCCUGGACCAACUUCUCUUCCUCCCCCAGGGAGACCUGAUGCUUGGGCAGAGGGAGUGUAGGUAGCUCCUCCCUGAGGAGCUGUCUAGCCUGUAGCCUGUGCGGCACUGGCUCAGUACACCAGUGCAGUAAGUGCCUGUUUGAGGGUGGGGUGGGGGUGGGGGGAAGGGAGGGGUCCCAGGGUGAAUCCCAGUUCCUGGUGUGUAGUAGUAGUUCUGGCCUUGGUCAGGGGCAGGAUUGGAUGAUCCAGACCAGGGUUCUUCUACCUCAGCACUGUUGACAGUUUGGGCAGAGUGAUUCUUUACUUCAAAGCCUAUUCUAUAUAGAGAAGGAUGUUUAGGUUCAGCUGACAGAAGCACCUCCUUUCCUCCCCCGAUGAGCUAGGAUAGCUCAGAUUAUCCCUAGAUGUUGGCAGAUGUCAUGUAACUGCCAAUUUAGAACCGCUGGUCUAGACCUGCUUGCACUGUCCAAAACAGUGUUCAUUGGACACAUGACUUUUGCCAUUUAAAGUGGAUGAAAAACUUUCUCGGUUACACUAAUUACAUUUCAAGCACUCACAUGGCUGCUAGUGGGACUUGUAGCACGAAGUUCUAUUGGACAGUGCUGGGCUACAUCGACUCAGACUUGUUUCUUGGGGACAACAAAGAAACUGAAAUAAAUGGAAUACUUCUCC